This is a messenger RNA of Cinara cedri, 3294 nucleotides long. NCBI's taxonomy places the organism in Eukaryota, Metazoa, Arthropoda, Insecta, Hemiptera, Aphididae. The record is from the annotation of a GenBank genome assembly.
AUGGAAGUAUACACAAAAGCACCAACCGCCUACAGAAUUGAAAAUGUUGAUGUUCCUUCGAGGUAAAAAUAACAAUAACCUUAAGCUAUUUUCAACAUAAUUUUCUAAAGAUUAAUUUUAUAUUCAUAGAAAUCAUCUUAAACUUAUAUUUUUUUUUCAAUUAAUCAUACUUUUAUUUUUAUCAAAUUUUCAUAUAUUAGAUUUUCUUGGGAGAAAAAGCAGAUAUGUAUCAAAGAUAUGAUCUAAACAAAUUACCAAAACAUUAGCUCAGUAAUUUUAACAGCUAAAAUAAAUAGAUUAGAGUACAUCAUUAGAGUACAUUUUCCUAACUAACAAUCCAACUUUUAUAAAACAUUUUAUAGGUUUAGCUUAAAAAAUUAUUAGAAUUAAAGAAUUAUUAUUAUUAUAAAACAGAAAUUAUUUCCAAAUACAUUAUUUUUAAUUAAUCUAUAAUGUAAUUAAUGAAAUACAAUUAAUUUGAUUUUAUGUUUUUAUUAUAGUUACACACAUAAAUAAUUUAAAUAAAUAAAUACCAAAUUAUUGUAUAUAAAGUAUUAUACAAAAUGUCUUUUAAGGGUUUAUAUUUAUCAAUUUAAUAUUUUUUAUUUAUUUUUUGUUGUACAAUCUGUGAAAUAUUUUUUACAAUAAGUACAAGUGAUAAUAGUAGUUAAAAAUAAUUAAAAAAAUAAGUAUUUAACGAGACAGUAGUUGUGAUCGAAGAAGCCGAUUGGCUGAUUAGUGUUGGGACUUCGGGAUCAAUUUAAUAUGAUGAAAUAAUACAGAUUAUAUUUUUCCACCAUUAAAAAGUGACGAAUCAAUGUAAUCAUUGGUAAAUAGAGUCUUCAUUAAGAGUUUGAUAUUAAGGUAUAAAUAUUGUUUUUAUACUUUCAGCAGAUUUUUUUACUUGUAAAAGUAAUCCCCAAAUUUAAAUAUUCAUAAACACACAUGUACAUGUAUAUAUUUUUUUUUAAUAGAAAUUAAAAGUUAUGUUAAUACCAAGUGUGUAUUUGAUAAAUUAACUGAUAGAAAGGGAUAUCAUUUAUUCCAUAAUAAUAAUUGCUAGGUUUUCCGAUACACUGCUACUUAUAAAUUAAUCACCUUUUUAAAUUGUUUAAUAUCCACUUAUAAAUUACCUUUUAAUAUUAAGGUUAUUGGAAGCAAUGAUUUUAUGUCUUUGUUUUACACCCGUGCAAGGUGAGGAAUUUAGACAUUUAUAUAUUUAUUUAUUUAUUUAUUUAUUUAUUUAUUUAUUUAUUUAAAUACACGCCCCAAGAAAGAAUAAAGUACAAAUUAAUAACAAUUUUAUUUUACAUCAUUCUAAAUUAAUAUGUAAUAAGUAUAUAAUACAUUAAAAAGAAAAUGUUUUAUUUUCAACAAACCGAUUGGUCUAAUGUAUUGAUAACAAUUCUGAAAAUAGAUUUGAAUUUUUUGUCAAGUCUACUUGAAAUCGAUUUUCUUACUUUUUGAUUUUAAUUUUUCCAAAAAUCUUUAUUUUUUUUUUUCAGUGAAUUUUCAUUUUAAUUGGGAAAAACUAAGAAAAAUAAGAUAUACAUAUUGACAAUGUAAUAAUUUCAUGAUUUUACAUUUUUGUAAAUUAUUUUUUCUACUAGAAAUAUUACUUCAAUAAAAAAAAAAAUACUAGAGACCAUUGUUGCAUUUUUAAUCUAGUUAAUGAUUAAGAAGCAAAUUUUUUUAAUAACUGAAAACAAAAAACAGAAAGAACGCGAAAAUUUACAAAAAUAAUUUUAUUUCAUUAUUAUUUUAAAUCUCGUUUUUAAUUCUGAGUGGAGCGAUCAAUGAAUUGAUUUUACAAUGAUGUUUUUUUUUUUUCAGUGAAACUUUUCUUCCAGAAAUUGUACUUCAAUUUUCAAGUGUAACCCUUUUUUUGAAUCUGACUGGGAUGGCAAUUUAGGGAGGUAAUUUUUUGAUUUUCUCAAGAGUUUUCAUAAUAUAUGGGAAAAUCAUUGGAAAAAUGGAAAAUUUACAAAAUUUAUUAUUUUCAAAUUGUAAAUAUUAUGGCCUUUUAAAACAUGUAUAUUUUGUACCGAAUUAUUUUUCAUUAGCAAUGGAUAAUGGUUUAUAAUGUUAACAGGUAUAAACUAAAUAAUUUUAUGUAUCCUACCUUCCCAACUUCUCACCUACAACAGUAAUUCACCCAUGGUGUAAAAUAUGUCCAUUUUUAUUGAUUAAUUAUCUAAUUGGUACAUUGGAAGUAGAACACAUAAAUUAAUAUGUGGUGCGUGCAUACGACAGAUAGAAAAUUACUGCUUCCAAUCAUCUUAAAAUGUAUAUCUUAAGAUGAUUCAUUCAUUCACAUAAUUAAAUAUUUUAUAUCUGUCAAACUUAAAAAUAUUUUAGUAUCAUUCCUAAAAUAUUUGAAUGGUUUAUUAAUUACUGGAUUGAUAACAAAUGUUGCUAUCCUUUUAUAUAAGUAUAGUAUAAACAACCACAAUUGACUUGUUCAUGGUAUGUAGUAUUUAAUAUUUAUUAAACAAUUUAAACAGCUGUUGUUAUAUUAAAUCAAUCAUUUUGGAGUACUGAGUUGUAAAAUUUUAGUUAUUUUAGUAUUUAGGUACAAUAUUUGAUAAUCUGAAAUUUUGUGAACCACAUGUUUACAUGCACAUAUUUUAAAAAUGGAUUAGAAUAAAAUUUUACAAUAUAAUAGUACCUAUUACUCAUAGGCAUUUAUAUAUUUAUGCACAGUUCAUUUCAUUAAAAAUAAUUUACAAACACAUUUAUGAAUCUUUCAAUUGUUUUUAAAAAACAACAAAUUGUGUCAUAUGAUAAAUAUAAUGGAUUUCAUUAUUUUAUAUUCUUAAAUUUAUUAAUAUAAUUUUUGUAAAUUAUAAUUUUAAUUAUAUAAAUCUUAUUGUUUUCAUUUAAUUUCAUCAUUCAUGAUAUUCGUAUCAUUCAGAAAAAAAUUUGUUUCAUGUUUUAUUGUAUAGUUAACAGUGAUUUAUAUUGCUAUUUUUAUAAGUGAGUAGUAGUAGUAGUAGUAGUAGUAAUUUAUAUUAUUUCACAAAAUAUCAUACAAAGUUUUUAAUUAAAUUAAUGAAUAUUAAUUGCAUAUAAAAUUUUAAACAAGAUAUAUUUGAUGAUUAAUUUACACAAAAUAUUUUAUGUUUUAGUGAAGGAUUUAAAACUGAGAAACAAAUUUUUAUUGAACUGGAAAUGGAAAACGGCACAAUCAAAAGUGUUAAAAUGUCAGCACUACAACUGCAUAAUUUAAGACACAAUGUAGCCAAUUUAUUGAAGCAAACCAAUCGGCUUAAAACAAAACUUCAACAAAAUUAA